AUGGUCACAUUCAAGAAAACCGAGGUGGAGGAUAUUGAAAUGGGAAUGGAUAAUGCUGGAAAGAUUGCUAGUUUAUUGUUCUAUAGUGCUAAAAAUAGAAUAUUGACGACGUUGUCAGAUGAAGGGAGUGCAAAACGUAAUGAUGAGGCGAUGGUUAGAGUUAAAGCUCCGUUCGGGUCGGGUGCCACAAGCCGAUCACCUGCAGGUCACGUCGGAAAUAUUAGACUUUCGAUU
Molecule: messenger RNA, 234 nt
Organism: Ambispora leptoticha
Lineage: Eukaryota; Fungi; Glomeromycota; Glomeromycetes; Archaeosporales; Ambisporaceae
Source: the annotation of a GenBank genome assembly